AUGAGUUUUCUUUUUCUUGGAUUCUCUUUUCCGCUUUCUUGUCUUGCCUCAGAAAUUACUGCCCCCCCUGAAGAAGUGUCUAGCAAAAUUAACUUAGAAGCAAUUUUGGUUUCUAUAGACAAUUUUUUCAACAGGUACCCAUUUUUUGUUGCCACUGUCACAUUCAUUUGGCUCGUUGUCAUACCCCUAACAGAGGAGUACUUACAAAAAUACAAGUUUAUUUCAGCCAUUAAUGCAUUUAAGAAGCUUCAGGAUGACCCCAAUUCUCAGCUUUUAGAUAUCAGGGACAAUAGGAGUUUGGCCUAUUUGGAAUCACCCAAUUUGAAAAUCUUGAAUAAGAGUGCACUACAGGUUGAGUUUCGUGAAGGAGAUGAAGAGGGUUUUGUGAAGAAGGUUUUGAAAAACUUUGGGGAGCCAGAAAAUACCACUUUUUGUAUCAUUGACAAUUUUGACGGUAACUCCAUGAAAGCUGCUGAAUUGUUGGUGAAAAAUGGUUUCAAAGAGGCUUAUGCAAUUCGGGGAGGGAUUAGGGGCAAGAAAGGGUGGCAGGAGAUACAAGAAACCCUUCUCCCCCCAUCUGUCUGUGUCUAUCCGAAGAAGAAAGUAAAAUUGUCAAAAGAACUUAAUCCAAAUGAAGGAGUACAUCAACAGGAAAACGAUAACAAUGACUUUUCUUCCACCUCAAAUUUCAGCAACAGCAAGAAAGAGAAUAACUAUGGUAGAGAUGUUAGCUCCAUUAAUCCCACGUUAAAGUCAAAAGGAGUUUCAAGGCCAUCAUCUCCCUACCCAAAUUACCCGGAUUUAAAACCACCAUCUUCCCCAACUCCAUCAAAGCCAAAAAGUUGA
Molecule: messenger RNA, 846 nt
Organism: Fraxinus pennsylvanica
Lineage: Eukaryota; Viridiplantae; Streptophyta; Magnoliopsida; Lamiales; Oleaceae
Source: the annotation of a GenBank genome assembly